Molecule: messenger RNA, 3931 nt
Organism: Armigeres subalbatus
Lineage: Eukaryota; Metazoa; Arthropoda; Insecta; Diptera; Culicidae
Exons: 4
Coding region: 29-1951 (640 amino acids)
Source: RefSeq, a predicted model, not a curated record
UCAGAUUCGGCAACACCAAGAUUGAACGAUGCGGUUGACGAGGUUUUUCUAUACAACGUUACUAAUUGGCAUAUUACAGAUAAGCCACCCUCCGAAAUCAAUAGUUCAGUGUGAGAGAUCGUCCCGGAUUAAGUGUAGGAAGGCACUGGAGAUCACGGUAGCGGACGACCAGGUGGAGGUGGUCAAAGCCAUCAGUCCCGGCGAUGAGGUCGAAACGCGCGAGAACGAUCCCGAUCAGGUGGCGCUGGAGUCCAUCGAUCAGGACCAUCAGGGUGCGUCGUCGUCGGUGCAUUCAUUUCCGCAGCAUAUUCCACUGUCGAUAGGGCUGGGGCCGGGGCCGCAACCGCACGGGCCCGGGCCGGCUGGGCCGCAUGGACCUAUCCUUGGUCAUGGACCGAGUAGGGGUAUCCCACACGGUCAUGGUCAGCUGUAUGGUCCACCGCCACCGCUACCGCAGUCCCAACUGCCAUCGGCCCACGCCUAUCACGGACCACCUCCACCCCUGCCGCCCCCGAAGCUGCAAUCGAGCAACGAGCUUGCCGGGGAUAAACUGUACGGCGCUCCCCUCGCUGGGAACGACCUAUGGUCUUCGCCUCUGCAGGACAUGCCCAAGAUCGUUUCCCUGGACGUGAAAUGUGAAAAGCAAGGCAUGAAGGUAUUUGUCCAGUUUGACAAACCAUUCUUCGGUAUCAUCUUCUCCAAGGGCCACUACAGUAACAUCAAUUGCGUUCAUCUGCCCGCUGGGUUGGGAAAAAGCUCGGCCACCUUCGACAUUGGAAUUCACGAGUGCGGAACGGCUGGAAACACCGACAAUGCACUGUACAAUGGGUACUCUGGAACGGAAUCGGGCGCAGGAUCUUACUUCGAGAAUAUAAUUGUGCUGCAGUAUGACCCUCAGGUGCAGGAAGUUUGGGAUCAGGCCAGAAAACUGCGUUGCACGUGGCACGAUCAGUAUGAGAAGAGCGUGACGUUCCGACCGUUCCCAGUGGACAUGUUGGAUGUGAUUCGAGCCGAUUUUGCCGGAGACAAUGUGGGCUGCUGGAUGCAGAUUCAGGUCGGAAAGGGGCCAUGGGCUUCGGAGGUGUCUGGACUGGUGAAGAUCGGCCAAACGAUGACGAUGGUGUUGGCCAUCAAGGAUGAUGAUAGUAAAUUCGACAUGCUGGUUAGGAAUUGUAUGGCUCACGAUGGCAAACGCGCACCGAUUCAGUUGGUGGAUCAGCGUGGAUGUGUGACACGACCGAAGUUGAUGUCUCGGUUUACGAAGAUCAAAAACUUUGGAGCGAGCGCUUCGGUGUUAUCAUACGCUCACUUCCAGGCAUUCAAAUUCCCCGAUUCAAUGGAGGUUCACUUCCAGUGUACCAUCCAGAUCUGCCGUUAUCAGUGCCCUGAGCAGUGUACCGAUCCUGGAAUUUUGGAUGUGCAUCACUUGUCCGGAGGACCGGAGCACCAGCAGUACGGACCUCCACCACCGCCACCACAAUCACUCGAUGCUCACGUAUUUGCCAACCGCAAGCGAGAUGAUCGCCGCAUCCGUCGUACUCGUGCCGCCGGAGAACCAGAAGAGAAGGAAGAUGUCGGAAUGAAACGAAUCAUUCGAGUUGUAUCUCCUGGAGACCUUACAUUCCCAAUUGGUAGCCAAAAUAGUACUAACGAUUCAACCAUGGUCUUCCCGGUAAGGGAAGAAGGUCUUAUAUGCAUGACCACACCGGGCUUCACGGUAACGAUCGUUGUCCUACUGUCAAUAUUGUUGGCCUCGUGCGUAACGUCCGCUUUUCUGUGCAUAAGACUGAAGCCGUUUUCGUUCGCCUCGAAAAAGGAACGAUCGGUUGCCUUCACAAAUCCACACCUAAGUCCGUCCACGGCCUCGAUCGUGUCCAGCGGUCCCAGCUCGAUGGUCAGCGGUACGCUUAAGUCCACCAAGUCAGCCAAAUCAAGGAAUUUCUAUUCGUAGGAAGUGGCGGCGAUGAAUGCUAAAACACACACGCACACGCAGACAUAGCAUACACAAUAGUUUACACUCGUGAAACUAACACACGUAUACAAACACAAUAGAAAACACAUAACUCUUAAUAUCUGUAAGUACAAGUUUCUCAGUGUUCAACACACGCAACUCAUCCGUUUAAAAAUAUUAGCGAAAGGACAAUAGAACACACGCGGCUAGAAACACAAAAAAAAAGAGAAAUAGAUUGAUUUAUUGAAAAUGUUGUGAUUCUGAAAGCUAGCUUCUCUUUGUUCACUUAAUUUUAUUAAACAAAGAGAGACUUUUUAUUGGAUUUACUAUUUUCCUCAAAAUCAAGCUGGAUUUUUCGAUAUUGUUUAUUUUAUGACAGAACUGAGCUGGUAAAUGUUUUGUAAACAAACCCAAGUCGGAGAAAACAAAUCUUAAUAACUACUCAACACUCUAUUUAUUCUAGAUAGACAUAAUUUAGUCAAUGCCAGCCUUAAAUUGUUCCAGAAAUGGUGCUCCAACAGCGGGUAAAAUUUUCGUUAAGUUUCUGUUUGGGAGUCAAUGCAAUCAAUUAGUGUUGCCUCGUUAAAAAUUGUUGAGCUUAUUUUUGUUGAGAGUUCUUGAUCCCAAAUAUCGCGAAAGAAAGGGUAGGUCCGACAGAACGAAGGCGGGGACAAUAAAUAAAAUCAAUCCAGUAGUAGGCUAGGAGUUAAGUUUGCUAAGCGAAUGUCUGGCAGACGGGAAACUUUCUUUCUGGAAUUGCGGAAGGGAAGGAACAAAACCAACUCAAAACACGCUGUUACAGAAGAAAAGUGCCGACUGCCAGCAAUGGAUCGCCAUAUUUACUUUUAACUAUCUUUCAUAGGACAAGCGGUCAAUCGUGCGGUAGUCUUUUGAUUUUGCUUCUUUUAUUUAUGUUUGAUGAAGUAUGUUUUAAUAGUAGGGUGUCUUCUAUAACGAAUUUCUUUUAAACACUUAUUUAACCAAUUCCAAUGGUUCCACUUUGCGAACCCCUCGCUAUCCCCAUGGAAACCGAAACCUGCCGGUUGCUUCAAUCGGGAGAAAUCGAACUGAACAUUCCGGCUGGUAAAUGCUUCCUCUAGCUUAGGUUGCUGCAAGCAAGUUGUUUGCAGCAGAAGACACUUUUGGGACUAAGGUAAACAAAAUUUUGAAGAAAACCAAACAAGCAUUCCCUCUCAUCGUCACAUCGUGGAACCAUUGAAAGCGAGAAAUGCAACCUGUAAGCAAGUACACGCGAGUAUACUCUAAUCGAAUUUCUUUAUCUCUUAUUUAUUCAUUUAUUUAUUUAUUUAUUUAAUUAAUUUACUUUCUUCGCCUAAUUAUAUUGAAAACAUGCGUAUACAUAUCUUGAUUGAGUCAACCUAAAUUCGAACCUAAACUUACAUUCGUAUAAUGCUCUGUUCACUAUACUCUGUUAAGUCAACAAACGAGGAACUAGGUCACAUUUUAAAAAUGUGACCAGUCCAUACUAUCGCCUUAUCUAACUAACCUCAAUCUCCGAGUUCUUUUAAUGAAAACCUACUUUUUUUUAAUAGUUUCUAUUUAUUUCGAACCUUUAUAUAUAAACGAAAUUUAUGUUUAAUUGGUGGUCAAAAAGGCACUGAUCUGAAUCCAACAUGAACAACUAUUUAUUUAGUGACACUGUUUUCUGUUAUGCUUUAAUCAAUUAAUAGUGAAAAAAUAUAUAAGCAAUUAUAUAUUUGUGCGAGUAAAAUGUAUCAUAUUCAUACUCUACAGACACGCGCUAGCCUAACUAGGAGUUAAGUAAUUUAUUCUCUAGUUUAUAGGUGAAUCCCAAUCCUUACAACCCAUUCCGAUCCGAAUUCCUCGUCCAUACUACCCUAAUCAGUAUCCAGCUCACUAAAUAACUACGUAAAUUAUAUAAUGUAGUAAAUGUAUUGAAGAAUAUCCGUGAAAUGAUUGUGCUGAAUUUAUAUAAGCAAUAAAGAAUAAUUUUAAUGA